AUGUCCGCAAGGCGAACGGUGAGGCCUCAGAAUGGCACAGUAAAGCGCAAAGGCCAUCUUCGGUCUAAGGUGGAAAAGCGGGACGACGACAUCAUCCAUACAAACGAUAGCAGUAUCGUUUCGAAACGAUGUGUCUCGAGACUCUAUCUCAGCGACGAGCCAGACUUUUAUGAGCCAUUUGCUCCAAAGUAUGUUCGCCGCAACCCGCUCAUCAACCGUGGCUACUGGCUGCGAAUGCAUGCCAUAGAGCAAGUUGUCAAGCGCCACCUCGAAGAAGACAGCGGAACAAAGAAGGUGGUAGUGAAUCUAGGAUGUGGAUACGACCCGUUGCCCUUCCAAUUCUGGCAGCGAUAUCCAUUACUCGCUGAAGAAGCCACCUUUGUGGACGUGGACUACCCACAGUUGAUUGAGAAGAAGAGAGACGUAGUCUUUACUAAAAGUCUGCUACGAGAUGCACUUUUAAAGACAAGACUGCGCUCAGCAGACGCGCCUGUCCGUGUUCGAAGUGACCAGUACAUGGCCAUAGGGUGCGAUCUAAGAGACCUCCAACUUCUCGAACAUACCUUGCGAGCUGAGUUGGACGUCCCAAACUCGUCCAUUCUGUUCGUCGCAGAAGUGAGCGUGACUUACAUGCCACUUGCAGAUGCUAACAAGCUGAUACACUGGGCAAAUAGCUUCGACAACUCUCGCUUCUGCGUGUUGGAACAGUAUCUUCCUCAAGGGCCAGAUCACCCCUUCGCACACACCAUGUUGUCACACUUUGACAAGUUGCAUGCAUCAAUCAAUUCUGUCAAGCAGUAUCAAACACUAGCCCAACAGUCGUCAAGAUUCCUCGAUGCGGGUUGGCCUUCGCUAGAAGUGGCUUGCAAUCUGUGGGACUUGUGGAGUGACGACUCCUUCACUUCGCCAUCCCUUCGAAAGAAAGUGGACGCGAUCGAACCCUUUGACGAAUGGGAGGAAUUUGCCCUGUUUGGUGGCCACUACUUCUUGUUAGUCGCAUCAAACGCAAAGGCAGGAGCCGUAUCUCCACCAGGAGUCAGUGCAAUCCCUACAGAUGCGCAAGACAUUUCGAGCCAGACAUCAAUCUCGCUACAAGCCUGGGAGCCACCAGCAGGCUCUGCAUGGACGCCACGGCGCUUCUCUGCGGCAUUCUCCCUUGAUGAUUACUAUGUUGCCAUGCACGGCGGACAGGGUCCACAGAAUCGCUUGUCGAGCAUGAGCGCACUGAGUCGCGGCAAUGCGGAUUACCAAACCCAGUCAGAAUCUACACAGCAGCCAUCAGCGCGCAUGUGCCACACAACCACAUCGAUAAACAAAACUAGCGCGCUGUUGAUCGGUGGCCGGGCAUCUCCCACUCAAGCACUGGCAGAUUGCUGGCUAAUAAAUCACGGCAAAUGGUCUGCAGUAGAUGACAUACCGUCACCACGAUACAGGCACUCUGCCGUUGCCGUGAAGGUAUCGUAUGACAUGUCUCAGACUACAGGCGUUUUGGUCUUUGGCGGCAAAACCAGCGACGGCACAGUGUUGGACGACUGGUUCCUGUGGACGUCCAACAACGGCUGGCACAGUAUUCCCGUUGACGGUCCGCAUCCACCAGCGCGCUUUGGUGCCGCGGUAUCUGUGAUGCGCGUGGCACAGCCGGCUCAGACAUGUGGACUACUCAUGGGGGGCAUUGGCGUUUGCGGCACAGUCCUGCACGACGUCUGGGAGUGGUCGCUUUCAGGCACAGCACAACCGCACUUAAGUUUCCGAGACAUGACCAACAAGGUCUGCAGUAGCUUGACGAGGUCCACUUACGCACGGAUUGGUGCCAGUCUGGUGCCCUGGGGAGACGACUUGCUUCUUAUUGGCGGGGUUUCAAAGCUGGGGAUAGUCGGUCUGGGAGAAGAGUUUAUGCUACUAACGCACAACGACACAGGGAUUGCUAUUGAGCACCCCAAGAUCCACUUGCCUGCAUGUUGGCCAUUGCUUGUUGGUGCAGGCGUAAGCGCAGUUUCUCCAAAUGAGAUUAUAGUGGCAGGCGGUGGCGCGGUCUGCUUCUCCAUGGGCUCUUUCUGGAACGAGCACUACCUCACCAUCACGUCUUCGGCGACACAAAAGCCCCGUUGGCAUGUGCUUGCACCACGAGCGGAUAGUACAGCGACAGUGAAGCCGAGCUCCUCUCCCCAAGACGAGCGCAAGGUACAGUCUAAGAAAGGCAAAAUAGCUACGAGAGGACCAAAGACCAAAGGUAUUCCUCGAGUUCAGCUGCAUAGCCCGAAAGACUUCGCUGUCUUAGUAGCAACAUCCCAACCUGCCAUCGUUACCGGACUCGACAUUGGCCCUUGCACCAAACUAUGGACACUCGACUACAUCCAAACCAAACUCGGCGCCGACCGUGAACUCGUAGUCCACGAAUGCACAACUUCAGUCAUGACGUUCGGCACCAAGAACUUCACAUACGAGAAACGAAGCGUGCCCUCCUUCUUCUCCAGCAUCAGCAGCGGCGCACCGUCUUACCUGCGCGCCAUCUCAAGCACCCAACCCAACAAGCUGCCGACGCGUUUGGAAGAUGACUUCCCCGCCAUCGCAGCGGACUUCCAUAUCCCAGAACUCUGCCGCCAAGUUAUCAACGAGGAGACAUAUCAUAGUAGUCCGUUGCGUAUCAGUGGUCCGGUAAGCUUGUGGCUGCAUUACGACGUGCAUCCCAACAUCCUCUCGCAGAUCUCUGGUUCGAAGACACUGACUCUGUACCCGCCCUCUGAUGUGCCCCAUCUAGCAUACCCACCCGGCGCUUCCUCGUCCUCACUCCCUCUCUCCGCCCUCUCACACAAGCCUGCACUCCACCCACAUGUAGCAACCUUGGCGCCUGGCGAUGUGCUCUUCAUACCGCCGAUGUGGAGCCAUACUGCGACGCCAGAUGAGGGGGUGAGCGUUGCGGUGAAUGUGUUCUGGAAGGGGUUGCGCGAUGCGGAGUACGCAGCGGGGAGAGACGUGUACGGAAACCGGGAUUUAAAGGGGUAUGAGAAUGGGAGGAGGGAUGUGGAGAAGAUUGUAAGGGCGUUCAAGGGUCUGCCAGCGGACAUUAGCGAGUUCUAUCUGCAAAGAUUGGCGGGCGAGAUACUGGAGAGAGGAAAGAAGCAGAGCGAAAAGGAGAGUACGGAGGGGAAAGAGAAAGAAAUGAUGGAGGAGAACGUCUAG
Messenger RNA from Ascochyta rabiei, 3180 nucleotides. RefSeq lists its product as uncharacterized. Gene Ontology annotation, biological process: tRNA methylation; wybutosine biosynthetic process. NCBI's taxonomy places the organism in Eukaryota, Fungi, Ascomycota, Dothideomycetes, Pleosporales, Didymellaceae. Gene Ontology annotation, molecular function: protein binding; tRNA methyltransferase activity. The transcript is spliced from 4 exons. Bases 1 to 3180 code for a protein of 1059 amino acids. The record is from RefSeq and is a predicted model, not a curated record.